Callithrix jacchus (white-tufted-ear marmoset) is the source of this 1749-nucleotide messenger RNA. Lineage: Eukaryota; Metazoa; Chordata; Mammalia; Primates; Cebidae. The record is from RefSeq and is a predicted model, not a curated record.
GCACAGAGCAAAAGAGGCAACUCUGAUAUGGUAGGGUGUGUGCUGUGCGUGAAGUGAUUCAGCGUGCUGUGGGAGCACACAGAGGGAGAACUUUACCCAGAUUUUGGGCAAAGUGGGUCAAAGACUCCUUGGAUGAGGUGAACCCGAGUUGAAAGCUAACAGGGUAAAGGUGCCCCUUAACUGGGUCAAGAGGCGUGAAGAGGCAGAAGGAACAAUAUACGUAAAAGCAUGAUGGAGAAACAGAAUAGUUGAGUUUGGCUGAAACACAGUUGGUGAGAGAGUGAGUAACAGAUGAGACUGAAGAGUUAGGCAAGGGCCAGGUCAUAGAGAGCAUUGUAAGCCUUUAAAAAAUAAUAAUAAACUUUUAUUUUAGAUAUGGGAGUACAUGUACAGAUUUGUUACCUGGAGAUAUUGCACCCAGGCAGGUUGCAGGUUUGUUAUAUUGGUAUAUUGCACCUAAUAGUUUUGUUAUUUCCAUGUUUAGGUCCAUGUGUACUCAAUAUUUAGCUCACAUUUAUAAGUAAGAAUGUCAGAGAUGUUUAAAACAGAGCAACUCCAUCUUGAAUAGGGGCUAGGCAAAAUAAGGCUAAGACCUGGGCUGCAUUCCCAGUAAGUUAAGGCAUUCUUAAUCACAGGAUGAGAAAGCUCUGCACAAGAUACAGGCCAUAAAGACCUUGCUGAUAAAACAGGUUGCAGUGAAGAAGCCAGCUAAAAUCCAUCAAAACCAAGAUUGCGAUGAGAGUGACCUCUGGUCGUCCUCCCUGCUAUACUCCCACCGGCAUCAUGACAGUGUACAAAUGCCAUGGCAAUGUUGGGAAGUUAGCCUAUAUGGUCUAAAAAAGGGAGGUUUGGAGAAAAACAAGGCGGAUGGCAGGAUAAGACAAGAGGCAACUGCAAUAAUGGAGACAAGGUUGAUGGUGAUUUGAAUUGAAGUUUGCCAGUAGGAAUGGAGGACAGUGGUCUGAUUCAAAACCCAACAAGACUUAGUGAUUGGAUGAAUAUUAAAGACAAGUCAGAGUGAAAGAACUAGGAAAGCCAGGUUUGGUGACAUCUUUAAAGAACAUGGAACAGCCAAAUAAGGAUUUCUGUCCCUCUCCUAAGAAAUCUUCAAGUAGCUCAACCUACUCAACAUCAAGUUACUCUUCUUCAGAGAAGAGACAGAACCUCGCCUGUUUCCUCACAAACCCACACUGUGGCAGCCUCAUUCAUGCAGAUGGCCAUGGUGAAGUGUGGACAGAUUGGAAUAGUACGUCCAAGUUUUUCCAGUAUGGAUGGAGAUGCACCACUAAUGAGAAUACCUAUUCAAACCGUACCCUGAUGGGUAACUGGAACCAAGAAAGAUACGACCUGAGGAAUGUCGUGCAGCCCAAACCCUUGCCUUCCCAGUUUGGACACUACUUUGAAACAACAUACGAUACAAGCUACAACAACAAAAUGCCACUUUCAACACAUAGAUUUAAACGAGAGCCUCACUGGUUCCCAGGACAUCAACCUGAACUGGAUCCUCCUCAAUACAAAUGCACAGAAAAGUCAACUUACAUGAAUAGCUAUUCAAAGCCUCAAGUUGGGCAUCACUCAGGUCGUAUAAGAUCCUAAUAUUGGCUAAUUUCAGCAUCCAGGUUUCUAAGAAAUGAUAAGCUACUUCACUUUUCCAGAGAAGAAUGUAGGAGGGAAGCACACUCAAGGCACAACUAAAAAUUUAGCUCAUUGCAACAGUUUCACUCUGAAUAAAUAAAGCAAAAAACACAG